CGGCUGCUCAACCUCCCUUCUUCCCUCCCUUGCUCUCCCUGCUUCCCUCCCUCCUCCACCCGCCCCUCGGGCAGGGACUGUGCAAAUCGAGGAGAGGGGAGGACCAACAGGCUACACAGGGUCCAGCUAAGGGGCCACGACUCCUCACUGAGACCCUAUCCAAGCUAGGUGUUCCCCGCAUCGUGGAACCUGGAUUUGUGUGGAGCGGGGUGAUUCCCGGGCAAGGAAGGUUCUUCCGGCAGGUCCACCAUACCUUCGUCUCGCAUCAGGACCCCCCUUGGAUGCUCUGAGCCACCCUUCUCAACCCGGAUCUAAAACCUGGGACACGGCUAUCAGGCCAGCCUCUCUCUCCCUCCACCCCUCCCCCUCUUUCUGGCGUCCAUCCCCUCCCCAACACCACCUCUGCUGCUGCCUCUGGCUGUGGACUUGCACCUCUUCUCCGUCCUCACCGGGCCGGGAGAGUGGGGUUAGCCUGGAUGAGAGUGUGCCCCUAACCUGGGGCCCUCCCGGGCCAUGGCUCGUGUGCUCCCAGGGAGGAGUCCAGGACCCUGAGCCUCUGCUAGAAGCUUGGCAGAGGCCCCGCUGGGACCGUGUCUUCUGAGGACAAAAGGCUGCGGCCAGCAGGCAGACUGGGUGGGGGGUGGGGGGAACCGGCAGGCAGGCAGGCAGACCAGUAGCAGAGCUAGCUCUGGCCCCUCCCAGACUGGUGGUGGUAUAAAGAUGGGGGUGGGAGUGUGUAGCGGGAGAAGCACCUACCAGGACCCCCAUCUGCCCACUACUUGGGCACCCCAAAGCUGUGUGCUGCCCACCUGGUGUUCCCCAUCAUCUCCAGCUCUACCAAGUGCACCCCUCUGGCACCUGCUUCCCCUGCUGCCAGCGAUUUAGACCAACCAGGCUGUAUCCACGGCAACAGAAGCAGGAGUGUCACUGGCUGCCAGAUCACUGAGGGUCCCACAAUGUGGCCUGGACUGUGGUUUAUCCUGCUUGAGAUCGAGUGAGUUCCCUUCCUGAAUUCCAAGCCGGUCCUGCUAAGAGAACCCAGUUUCUACCCACAGGUAAUAUACUUUUGCUCACUCACCCUGGAAGAUGUGUCCCAGCUAGUGGGAGGAAGCUGCUAUAGGAAUAGAGGAAGAUACCCAUAAUGUGUUUGGGACCUCCAGAUCAAUGACACAGUAGCCGGAGGUCCCUGUAUCUGGAAGUGCAGGAAAACCUGGUAUAUGGAGAACAUGGAUUCUACUAGGGACACAUCUCCUAACUACUAAGCUCACAACUUUAGUGGAGGCAUGUCACUUGUUGAACCUUGUUUUUCCCAUUUGUCAAAGAGACUGGUAACCCUUUCUUUGUGAAUGUGUGCGGGGAUUAAAUAAAUUGAUGCAUGCAAAUAAUUAAACGUGUGCAUAGGAUGGCACCGAGCAGUGUCAGCAAAGCUCAGGGUCAAUAUUAUUGCUGGUUGUUCGUGAUUCGUGUUGCUAUUGAUUAGGGAAAGGAUCAGCACCUUUUCUCCAGGGGCUCAGCAGAGCUCUAGAGAAGGCAGCAGGUGGAAAGAUGGAGAGAAAGAGAAUGGCAUUAUUGCUGUUACUUGUCAUUUGUCAGGAAUGAUGAGUAGUGUAGACAGUCAUUCUCAUCCUACUUGGGGUUCUUCCCCUCCUGCAUUUGUCCCUGUUUAUGUACACACACUUACACAUACACAACACACACACGCACACACACACACACACACCAGACUGUGAGCCAGCGGAGGCCUGGCUUACAGCCUGCAGCAUUCCUGGCCCUAGUAUGUGUCCCUCUGUUGAGGGAAAAUUAGCAAGAGUUUGGCUUAUGGUCAGUGGCUGGCAGGGACGAGAGACAAGGCUGAAGCUUUUGAGAUUAUAGCUUUGAGUAGAGCUGGGGUGUGGUCCAUGCAGUAGCCAAACCUGCAGUGGAGUUUGUCCAUCUAGACCCUGGGCUAGGGAGAUUGGAGUUUCCGAGCUAGUUUCUAGAUAGGGAGAUGUGGUAGAAUACCAAGGGGAUGGAGAUCAGCAGAGGAGCCAAGAGCGGAGAGACUGAAGACAGAUUUCUGCUGAGGGCCAGGAAGGGCCAGGACCUUUAGACAUGAGUAGACUUUCCUGAAGAAGCAUUUGAUGUGGAAGGGAGAGAAUCUAGCCUGUUGCCCAGGGGCGUCUGGACCUGAAACUAAGAAUAUACAUGAAAAGAAGUGUAUAGUCCGUGUCUCAUCACUGCACUGGAGGUGUAUAUGAGUGUGGUGUGUGUGUGUGUGUGUGUGUGUGUGUGUGUGUGAGAGAGAGAGAGAGAGAGAGAGAGAGAGAGAGAGAGACAGAGACAGAGAGACAGAGGGACAAAGAGAGAACAGACUAUGUGAUGGCAUAUGGGAUUGUGUGGGUAUCUGGAUAGCUUUGUGUCUUUCCUGGAGGGUAUGGUUUUGCAUAUCUGGUAAGCAAAUGGUCAUGUUUGAUUUUGACCCAAAUAUUGAAUAUUGGUGUGUUUCUCUGAGCCUAUAUUAGGCCUGUUGAAUGCUUGUUUAUGUGUGUGUGUGGUAUCAAUUUGUCUUUGAACACACAUUAUCUGAUCAUAUGUAUGAGUAAAUGAAUGCCUACUUGGAUCUCAUUGUGAAUAGUCCUGUUUUCCCACAUGUGCCUUUCAGUGUGGGUUCAUCUAAAUAUGUGUGAGCAUAAAGACAUACAUGUGUCCCAUGCAUGUAGGAGAGGAUGUGUGUGUGUGAACAUGCUUAUAUGUGUUGUGGGUGUGGCUGCCGUAUAUUUGUGUGAAUAGGCUUAUGUAUGAAAGUCUGUAUAAAUUCAUUCAUAGCAUUUUUCAUUAUGUCUGUGUCUGCAUGUGCCUGUUUGAAUGCCCACUGUCUCUCAACAGACCUGUGUGUUCGUAUCUAUUUAAAGAAAUGUAAGUAUAAAUAGGCACACUGAGAUAAGGGAAGAGUGGAUGAAUGAAAAAUAUUUGGUGGAAGUGUAUAUCUGAUUAUGGUAUGCAUGAGUAACCACAUUUCAUAAUAGUUGGGUGCAUGUGUCUUACUAUGUUUUUAUUUGGAUUUUUAUUUUUGAGUGUGACUGUAUAUUUGAAUGUGCCUUGAGUGAUUGUGCAUAUAUAUGCUAUUAUUUGUUAAUACCUAACUAUGCAUACAUUCACAUGAAUAUAUCUGUACAUAGGCAUGUGUGAUCAAACACAAUUAAGUGUAUAUCUUUGAAUAGGCCUGUGUGUGUGCCUGUCUGAAUACACAAAUGUGUGAAGUACCCGUUUGCACAGUUCUGGUUUGAAUUUGUAUGUUUGUAUUUAUCUUUGUUUGGUCUAAAGCAUAUGUUAUAGAAUGGUGCAUAUAAAUCUCUGUGCAGGCCAUUCUUGCUUCACAAGCACAUUUGUGUAUGUAUGUGUGUCUGUGCAUCCAUUUAUAUACCUUUGCAUGUAUGUAUGUGAUAAGUUGAUCAAACCUUAUGCAGAUCAACAGGUGUAUGUUCAAGAAUACAUGAGAGUACUUCUAUAGGUGCAUGUAUUGAAAUAUGCUUUUGUAUUCUAUUCCAAUGUACAUAUAAGUUACUCUUCUUUCAUUUAUUUAUGUAGCUUCUCAGAAGGGUGUAUGGACAUAAUGGUGUAUAUAUAUACCUGACUGUGAUCGUGUGCUUUUGUGAGUAUAUUUAUUUCUAUAGUUCAUUGUAUACAUAUCAAAAUGAAUUAAUGUAUGUACAAGUCUAUAAACAUACAAAUAUGCUGUGUUUGUACAUGGUCAGUUAUACAUACAAGUCUAUGUGUUAUAAUACCUGCAUAUGUAUACAUAAUCUCAUUUACAAGCAUUUGCACAUCUGGGUAUGGAUAUGUGUGAGCACACCUAUACAUAUAUGUCUGUAUGUAUGCCUGCAUGCAAAUAUACUUCUGUGAUUAUGUUUGAGUGUAUACAUAUACAUGUUUGGGAGCCCCCCUUCUGUGCCCCCAUUUCCUUAUUAUCUCUUCAGAUAUGAUCCAUAUAUUUUUACAUAUCUCUGUAGAUAUGUAAAAGUAUGUCUGUGUACUUGUGUUUGUGAGUGAAUGCACGUCAUUCAUGAGUAAAUCAUGUGAAUAUAGUACAUUUAAAAGAAUAAAUGGAUGUACUUGGGACUAAGUCCAAUGGAAAUGUGCCUUGGGGGGGGUAAAUAAAGGUAUUUGUGUCUCCGCCUGUCUGAUAUGAGAUGUGGCCUUGUGCAGACUGACCUCUACACAAACCUUCUACCCAAACCCGCCCGUGCUUUCAUCUCGCUCACACCACACGGGUGCGCUUACUUUCUGCACAGCACUCUGCGCGUGCUCGCUAACGAGCACUGGGGGCCAUGCUAAAAUAUUGAAACAUAAAAAUCUCCCUUCCCAUCCCGCCACUGCCAAAGGCAUAGAGCAGGAUGGCAUCAUAAUAGUGCCUAGGGUUAGUUAGAGCUUUGGUUGGAGUGUGUGUGUGUGUGUGUGUGUGUGUGUGUGUGUGUGUGUGUGUUUGGUUGUGUGUGUGUGAAAAGAGAGACAGACAGAUAAUGUGAGAAAGUCUGAAUGUGCAGCAUCUGGACAUUUCACAGACAGCAGCAAAUUAUGGCACCAGGCAGAAAUCGAGAUGUUAAGAAAAUAUGUUUAGGCGAAAGUAUAUCUUAGGAAAGUAGUAGGUAUUGGGGGGCCUGAGUGUGUAGAGUAUGUGUAUGUAAGGGAGUGUAUUGUUUCUGGCUAGGGUGUGCAUGAGAGAUAAUUGUGUAUAUUAAGGAGGGAAGGAUUUUUUGGAAUACAAAGACACACACACACAUCCCACCCAAAUAUUUUCAACUGUCACACAAACAAUCUGCGUAUACCUCUACACAAACCUACUAUCCAAAUCCACCCAUGCUUCUAUCUCCUCCACACCAUAUGGAUGUACCCGACCCACACUCUGCACAGUACUUCCCACACAGAUGUGCCUUACACACGUUCUUCAGACACUCAAUCCAGUUUUCAUCCGGAGACUCAGUGAGCGUGUGUAUUGGGAUGUCCCAUGUUUAUGAGAUGUGGAUGUAUCCUGAUGGUAUAUAAGAAAAAGUGUAUGGAUACAUUCAGGCUGUUCGUGAGACAAUAUGUGGGUGCAUUUGGAAAAGGAUUUGAAUGUAGAUGUGUUUGAACAGUGAGCAGGUCAAAGCGUGAAUAUACUUAGGUGGCAAAGUGUGUGUGAGAGAGACGAAACAGAUAACGUGAGAAAGCAUGAAUGUACACAUCUGGACAAAAUUUGUGUUUGAAUGUGAGUUCUCUAAAUUAGGUUAGUAUCUGGGUGAUAUAUGAAUAUAUGUGUCUCUGUGUGCAUAUAUGUGGCUUGAGAAAUUGUGAAUAUAUCUAGGUGGGGUGUGUUUAAGUGCAGUGUCUUUUGGAGGGUACGUAUGUCACCUUGGGUAUAUUCUGAUUGUGUACAUUUGAAAGAGAUUGUAGGUAAACCUAAGAUAGGUCUGAGGACUCCAAGUUGGGGUGGGGUUAAGUUAUGUAUGCUGAGUUAGAGAUCGUAUAAGUGUGGCAUUAAUUGCAUAGAGUGAUUGUAAGGGUAAGCAUAUUUGAGGUGAUUAUACAUGAGAAUGGAUGUAUGUAAAUUGAAUGUGUGUGAAAGUGUGGGUGUAUUGGUGUUGGGUAUAUGUGUGACAGUGGGUGUUUCUGAGCGGUGUGUGUGAGAAGGAAAAUGAAUUGUGUAUAUCUGGGUUUGGGGCUUGUGAGAAUGUGGGUAUAUCAGACUAGGAUAUGUGCAGUUCUCUGGGUGGAUGGGGAAGAGAGAAUCUAAGUGGUAUGUGUGAGAGAAAGAAAAUAUUUGUUUGUAAAAAUCAACCAGUUUUGGGUCACUCGAGUCAAAAACCGUGGCCUUCCAUAACCGAUGAUGCUAAGUACCUUUUACAUGUGUCUUAGUCUGUGCUUUUAUUUUCUUGUAAAGACAACUUUUUAUUUUUUCUUUUCUUCAUAAUUUAAGGGAAAUCAACCUCUCAAAAAUAAAAAGAAUUAGGCUAAAAAAAAGAAAAUAUUUGUUUGUGUGAAAUGAGUGAAUCUAGCAUGUGUGAAGGUAUAUCUGGAUAGUGUGUGUUUGCAUGUAUUUCAGUUGGAAAGAUAACUAACAUGGAUUUAUAUGGCUGUUUUAUGGGGGCUGUAUUAGAUGUUUUGUAUAUCCAAUAGUGUAGUUAUUUAUGAGCAAAGUUUGUAAUUGUGAUCACACAUGAAUAUAUUUUCUAGGGCAUAUAUAUCUCUGGUAAAAUGUCUGUAAUGUGAACUUGUCUAUAACUCGGUACGAAUGACCAUUUGUACCUAAGUGUAUUAGUAAAUGGGAACUAACUUGUGUGUGCAAGUGCUGUAUGGUUUUAUAAUAUAUAUGCAUAUACAUUAUAUUAUAAAUUUUAUGUUUGGGGUAAAUCUAUUUCUUUGUUUUAAUAAUUUACUUAAUUUUAUUUUAUGUACAUUGGUGUGAGGGUGUCAGAGCCCUUGGAACUGGAGUUACAUGAGCUGCCAUGUGGGCGUUGGGAAUUGAACCCAGGUCCUCUGGAAGAGCAGCCAGUGCUCUUAACGGCUGAGCCAUCUCUCCAGCCCCUGAGGUGAAUAUAUUUCUAAUUGUGAAUUGGGUCUGCAAGGUCUCUAGAGACAGCCUUUCGGUUAGUGUUUAUUAGAUGUGUAGUUGGGGGGAAAUCACAUAACCUCAACCAAGCCCCAGUCUCCAGUCUAGAAAAUGGAAGAAAUAAAACUCCCUAUCAUGUAAUGUUAGGAUAGGCAAAGUUAAUACACGAGGAGUGCUUGUAACAGUGCCUACCAUGUAAUAAGCCCUCUCAUGAGGAACUGCUUAUUAAAAGUAACAACAGUAUAUUACCUGUCUGUAUCACCUGUGUGUAUACCUGUUACAAUUAUCCCUGUCCUGGUGGCUAACGGUGUGCAUUCAUCUACAAGUGCAAAGAAGAUUUUCAUAUGCAUAUUUGCCUCAUUACAUGUGCCCACAUGUAUGUCCAAGAAAAUGAGCCUGGCCUCUUUUUACGUAAGAGUAUGUUUAUACAUGAAAAUUAGUUUAUAAAGUAUCUCAGUGUUCAUAUAGAAACACAAGCGGGUAAGGAAAAAUGUGCACAAGGCCAAGUGGAAGGGCAUUCAGCCCUUUGUGUAUAUUUGCUCAUAUAUGCUUCUCUGGGUGUAUGAGUGCACACAUCCCAUAUGUGUGAGAAUGCAGUAUCUGUGAGAAUGCAGGUGUAUCGACAUGCAUGAACAUGAAUGGGUCCGUGUACACAUGUGCCAGUGUAUUUUUAUCUAAUUAGGGAAUUAGGUUUAUAGUUACCAGGAUGUACAUGCAUGGGGGAGAGGGUCUCUGUUCCGUCUGUAAAAUUCGGAAGGCUGCUGUACGUGAUGAGUGCAGUGGAAGCAUUUAUGUGGUAUGGGUUUGUGUCUAUAUGGCCAUCUAUUAGAAUGUGUGCAUCUGUGUUGUUCAGUGAGGGUGGAAUGUGUAUGCGUGAAUGGAUGUGUGGGCAUCUGAAGAUUUGUGUUUGUAUGUUUCUAAGCCUCAGUGGUUAUGUGGGUUAAGGAUGCGUGAGUCUGAACUAUUUCAUCUGCUUGAUUGCCUCACUGUGCAGCUGUGAAAACUGAGUAAUAUGCCUGCAAGUACGUCUAUGCCAUCUAUAUGUAAGUGACUAUGUGCCAGGGCAUAUUUGUGAAUGUGGCUUUUUAUAAAAUCAUAGGUUUGGGGUCAAUGAGAUGGCUCAGUGGGAAAAAAGGUGCCUGCCACCAAGGCAGACAACCCGAGUUCAACACCUGGGACUCACAUGGUAGACAGAGAGAACUAACGCCAUACGUUGUUCUCAUACUCCUGUUUGUGUGCGUGAAGCACAGGGGAAUGCACAUAAAUAAAUAGCCUUUAAAAAUAAAAUGUAAUAGCUUCAGUGUCUCGCGUAAGAGCUGGUGGUGUGAGGCAGAGAAAGUCUGGAUCUAUAGGACAUGAGCAAAACAUGACCCCUGUCUAAUGUCAGUUUUUAUGCCUGCACAUGCAAGACUGUGUCUGAAAGUGUAAGUCCAUGAAAUUAGGUUUGUGUAUAUGUGCAUCUCCAAGUUCCCUUUGAUGUACCUUUUCUGGCUUUUUUUGAGACAGGAUUUCUCUGUGUAACAGCUUUGGCUGUCCUGGAACCUGCUUUGUAGAUCAGGCUGGCCUUGAACUCACAGAGAUCCAUUUGUCUCUGCCUCCCAAGAGCUGGGAUAAAAGGUGCGUGCCACCACAUCUGUCUUCCAAGUGCCCUUUGAAUGGAUCUUGUUGGCCUAGAGCUCACUGUGUAGCCCAGGCUUGCAUUAAACUUGCAGCUUCCUCACAGAGCAUGGUGGCACACAGCUUUAAUCCAGCACUUGGGAUGCAGAAGCAGGUGUAGCUCAGCAAGACAACUGAUGGAGUCCCCCAGGGCACAUCAAAUACCGGCCUGGCCGACCCCCUAGGGUUGGGGUAGCCCUUGCCCCUCAGUAUGGCCAACACCACCGGAGAGCCUGAGGAGGUGAGCGGCGCACUGUCCCUGCCAUCAGCAUCGGCUUACGUGAAGCUGGUGCUGCUGGGACUGAUCAUGUGUGUAAGCCUGGCAGGCAAUGCCAUCUUGUCCCUGCUGGUGCUCAAGGAGCGUGCCUUGCACAAGGCUCCUUACUACUUUCUGCUGGACCUGUGCCUAGCUGAUGGCAUACGCUCUGCCAUCUGCUUCCCCUUUGUACUGGCUUCUGUGCGCCAUGGCUCCUCAUGGACCUUCAGUGCGCUCAGUUGUAAGAUUGUGGCCUUCAUGGCUGUGCUCUUUUGCUUCCACGCGGCCUUCAUGCUGUUCUGCAUCAGCGUCACCCGCUACAUGGCCAUCGCCCACCACCGCUUCUAUGCCAAGCGCAUGACACUCUGGACAUGCGCAGCUGUCAUCUGCAUGGCCUGGACCUUGUCUGUGGCCAUGGCUUUCCCACCUGUCUUUGAUGUGGGCACCUACAAGUUUAUCCGAGAGGAAGACCAGUGCAUCUUUGAGCAUCGCUACUUCAAAGCAAAUGACACCCUGGGCUUUAUGCUUAUGUUGGCUGUGCUCAUGGCAGCCACACAUGCUGUCUAUGGCAAGCUGCUCCUCUUCGAGUACCGUCACCGCAAGAUGAAGCCAGUGCAGAUGGUGCCAGCCAUCAGCCAAAACUGGACAUUCCAUGGCCCUGGGGCUACCGGCCAGGCUGCUGCCAACUGGAUCGCUGGCUUUGGCCGUGGGCCCAUGCCACCAACUCUGCUGGGUAUCCGGCAGAAUGGGCAUGCAGCUAGCCGGCGGCUACUGGGCAUGGACGAGGUCAAGGGUGAAAAGCAGUUGGGCCGAAUGUUCUACGCGAUUACACUGCUCUUCCUGCUCCUCUGGUCGCCAUACAUCGUGGCCUGCUACUGGCGAGUGUUUGUGAAAGCCUGCGCUGUGCCCCACCGCUACCUGGCCACUGCUGUUUGGAUGAGCUUCGCCCAGGCUGCCGUCAACCCAAUCGUCUGCUUCCUGCUUAACAAGGACCUCAAGAAGUGCCUGAGGACUCAUGCCCCUUGCUGGGGUGCAGGGGGUGCCCCAGCUCCCAGGGAACCCUACUGUGUCAUGUGAAGCAAGCCAGUAGGUGAUAGGCAGGGGAAAGUUGUGAUCACCAUACUGGGGCCAACAGCAGGGGAAGCGUGGGACCCACACAGAAGCCUUCUUUUUUAAGCUUCAGCCCAGGCUCUCAAACCAUCCAUAACUGAGGCAUUUUGCAAACACCUCCCUAGGGGUGGAAACUGGGUGAGGAAUUGGGAAAGAGGCAUUUCUAGUUUUGUGGGGCUUGUCCCGCAGCCUCCUCCACUUCUACAAUCUCUUUCCCAUGCCUCCCUGCCUCCUUAUCCCUCUCCCUUCUCCUCUUUCUAAAGUGACGAUUCAGUAAAAAAGAAAAAAAAAGAAAAAAAAAGAAAAAGAAAAAGAAAAAAAAAGAAACUGAAAAUGCAGGGUUUUUAAUAAUAACAGCUGAGGAAGCAAGCUUUCUUGCUUAAAAGUCACCCCCCCCUUUGACAUUGUCAAGAAAUGGAAGUUUUCUCCUGUAAAAUAGAUUUCCAGAGAUCUUAUUGCCCCCCCCCCCCGUUCCCAUUCACCCUCCCCUUCUGAGUCCCUUAGCAAGACUUGGAUGUUUAGGAAAUACUGACUUAAGGCUUCACACAAGAGGGACCAAAUGGGGUGCUGCUCUCCUGGGGAGCAAGGACGUUUAAAUUGCUACAUUGUGUGCGAUGUUGUUUUUGGCUUAACCUUGAUCUCAAGCCUGGUCUCCUUAUCCCUCCCUAUCGUGUCCAGACUUUGCUGGUGUUUCUGGAGGCUCUGUUUGAGAAGCGAAGAGCGUACAAAGAAGGGCCUCCAUGAUGUGCCCAGGCUAGAUGAAGAGUCGAAUGAUAGAUGAGCUCCUCAACCAAAAUCCAAAUUUAGCUGCACUCUCUCGAACUUUCUCUUGGAACCCCACCCUUUCUUCCUAGGACUAUGCAUCUGCUUGUCCCCACCGGGGAUGAUGUGAAUACAUGCCACAUGCCGGCGGGGAAGUCACCCAUGGAAGUAGAGGGAGAUAGUUGAACUCCCCAGAGUGGCUGGACUCCAGAGCCUGGGGUCAGAGCUAAAUUCAACCCCACAAUUGUUUCUUGGGCUCACACUAUUCUUCUGGAAACAAAACUUCUUUGGGAGCCUUGGUAACACUUCAAGGUACAAACUUCAAGGUACCCGGGAAUUGGGUCCAAUCCUGUCUGACUUCUUUUUGUCCCUUCUAGGUCUCCCAGGCCUUGAGCCCCUUCCUUAGCUGUCCUUCCAUGCCACAAACAUCCUUCCCUGUAGUUUUUCCUCCCUUCACCCUUACCUAUACCCAAAGUGGAGCAAACUAUACCCAAUUCCACAGGUGGAAGGUCCCAAGCCUCUUUUCCACAGACAGAGACCACCCUGGGCUUACUGACUUCAAGGCCAGUUCCGUAGACUGGUGAACCAAGCUGGAACUCUGCCUAAGUUUGGGGCUGUGAUCUCCUCAUCCCCUUUCUUUCCUUAGAAACUCCUAUCCUAAACUCCAACCCUUUCCCCAAGAUAGCCCGUGAACUGAGGAAGCUUUGACCCAAAAGCAAUGAAGGAGGUGUUCUAGACAGAAAAGAUAUUGGUGACCCUGGCUGUGGAGAGGCCCUGGAAAAGCAGGCCAGAGUAGCUGAGAGGCUGUAAAUGUGUUGUGGGUGGGGCUGUACUCUCAGUGAUGAUGACAGGAAUGCCUUUCUGAGGGCAGGGGUGGAAAGAGCAAGGUGGGAGGGCACAUAGGGAAGAUUCAGGAGGCUUUUCCUCCAUUUCCUUUUUAUAACUGCCUGGCUUCAUCAUUGGAUUUUGUAAAUGGAAAAACUGAAAUGAACAAUGUUAUAUUGGAUGUUUUCUCUUUCUCCCUCUCUCCCUCUCUUUCCCUCCCUCCCUCCCCCCCUCCUCCCUCCCCCCCCCUCUCUCUCUCUCUCUCUCUCUCUCGUGUGUGUAUGUGUCUGUGUCUGUGUGUCCUAUCUGUGUAUGAUCACGUGUGGGGAGGUAUGAUUAAGUGAGACAGUGUGUGUCUGUGUGACUUUGUGUGAAUAGGAAACCCUGAGGAAAACUUGCCUGCUACACAUAUAUAAGCAAAUACCUAUAUGUGAGGAAAUAGAGUACACACACGUGUACACACAUCCACACAGAGAGACACAGGAAGAGAGGAGACACAGGAAGGAGAGGAGACAAAACUUAGUAUGUGCCUGCAGCAGGAAAUAGAGUGCUUAGGAGAUGAACCUGAAAAGUUUUAUGUAUGUAUGUGUCAAGACGGUCAACUCCCAUCUCAUAAGAUUGUCUUCCCUUGGCCCAGCUUCUGAGCACCAGGUGAGGAGAGAAUAGCUUAGAACCUCAUCUCUUCCGAAUGUCUGGAGAUUCAGCCCCCACCCCAAAAUUCAAAUAAGGUAUUUCUGAAAUUGGACCACCAUGGAAAUAGGAAAUGGGAAUGGGGGUGUCAAACAUGGAGGUAAUGAGGUUAAGAGAUGGUCCCCUGCAAUGUAAUGGCUUUUAGAGGAACCGCUCCAUCUGAACUGGGAGUUCUUAAGGUUCCACUGUAUCCAGCUGGGACUUUGUUCAGCUUUGACUAAAUUCAGAAGGAAGGAUGGCAUGGAGAAAAAGCCCAAGUCUGGGGGUCUACCCAGCUGGCCUACUCCCUAGGCGCUCAAUUAAUUUACUGUUUAUUUAUUUACUUAUUUAUUCUUUCAGUUGCACAGAAUUGAGCUGACCAUAUUCCUCAAUUCUCGGCGCACUAUAUCAUCAUUGGUCCAUGCAAGGUCCUUUUAUUAUUUUGUUUGUUCCCUUCAUCACCCAUCCCCGAUCCCAUCUUUCCCCACCCCACACAGGCACCACUCUUCUGGACUUAAUGUGUGUCCUUCCAAACCACCGUUCAUGCGUUCAUUUACUUAUGUGUAUCUGUGGAAAAUAUAUGGUAUCGAUGUUUUAAUUUACAUAAACAGUAUUGUACUAUAAAUCUUGUUCUGUUUC
Molecule: messenger RNA, 12482 nt
Organism: Alexandromys fortis (reed vole)
Lineage: Eukaryota; Metazoa; Chordata; Mammalia; Rodentia; Cricetidae
Gene: Gpr173
Product: G protein-coupled receptor 173
Exons: 5
Coding region: 8433-9554 (373 amino acids)
Biological process (GO): G protein-coupled receptor signaling pathway
Cellular component (GO): plasma membrane
Molecular function (GO): gonadotropin-releasing hormone receptor activity
Source: RefSeq, a predicted model, not a curated record